Rhizoctonia solani is the source of this 1821-nucleotide messenger RNA. Its product is annotated as Retrotransposable element Tf2 protein. Gene Ontology annotation, biological process: DNA integration. Lineage: Eukaryota; Fungi; Basidiomycota; Agaricomycetes; Cantharellales; Ceratobasidiaceae. The record is from RefSeq and is a predicted model, not a curated record. The transcript has a single exon. Gene Ontology annotation, molecular function: nucleic acid binding. Bases 1 to 1821 code for a protein of 606 amino acids.
AUGUCUAAAUCCUUUUCCGGGGCUGAAGCUAAUUAUGAUACCCACAAUAAGGAGCUCCUAGCAAUCAUCAAGGCCCUGGAGGAAUGGCGCAUUUUCCUAGAAGCAACAGACAAGCCAAUCCAGGUUUUCACGGAUCACAGGAACCUGGAAUACUGGAUGCAGGCACGGACUUUUAACCGCAGACACGCACGAUGGCGCAUCUUCCUGAGCAACUUUAACUUUGAGAUCCACUACCGCCCCGGAAAGCAGUCAGGAAAGCCAGACGCCCUAUCCAGACGAUUGGACUAUGUUGAUUCCCCCCAGGAGCCGGAAGUCAUGUUACCAGCAGAGGUCUUUGCCAACACAUCAGAAAUGGAACUCGAGAUUGUCACAGAAAUCCGAGAUAAGCUGAAAGAUGACCCAUCCCUAGAACCUAUUAUCCAAUUCCUGACAGAAGAUGCGGACAAUGCACCUCCAUCUAUCAGGAAAGCCUAUUGGGACUAUGAUUGGGAAGAAGACCUCCUAUGGUACCGCGGAAAACUGGUGGUCCCAGACUCAGAGCUCAUCAAGGAACGAUUGCUUAAGGAAUUCCACAAUUCCCCCCUGGCAGGACACCCCGGGCAACAAAGAACCUUAGAGCUCCUGAACCGUAACUACUGGUGGCCAGGAAUGAAAUCAUCUGCUAAGGAAUGGGUAGAAUGCUGUCCUACCUGCCAAGCUAAUCGCCGCGCACACGCUCCUGUGAUCUCCCUGAAGCCCUUAGAAGUUCCCCCGUUUCCCUUCCACACAAUAUCCUACGACUUCAUCACAGGGUUCCCCAAGUCUAAUGGAUACAAUGCAAUCCUAGUGGUAAUUGACUCCUUCUCUAAGUUUGGUCACUUCAUCCCAACCACAAAAAGGGUCACAGCCAAGGGACUAGCAGACCUGUUCAUCACCCAUGUCUGGAAGUUACACGGACUACUGGUCAAAACAGUCUCAGACCACGGAACAACGUUCACAGGGAAAUUCCUAAGAGCACUGUACCAACGCCUUGGAAUCAACCCGGCCUUCUCCUCAGCCUACCACCCAGAGUCGGACGGACAGACAGAGAGGGUGAACCAAUUCAUCGAGUUCUACCUCAGAUCCUACGUUGCAGCAGACCAUUCAGACUGGGCUACCUGGUUACUGUUAGCAGAAUAUGCGUACAACAACGCUAGACACUCGGCUACUGGGAAAACCCCCUUUGAACUUGUCUAUGGAAGGAAUCCCAUCAUGAGCCCAUCCAACGUACCAGCAAAUGUCCCAGAAGCCAACCACGUAGCUGACACCCUAGCUCAAGAAUGGAAGGAGGCGGAAUCCGCUCUGAGGCUAACAAAGGAAAGGAUGGCAGGGAUCAAGGGAAUAACACCGGAAUACGCAAUUGGCAAAAAAGUAUGGCUGGAUGGAAAAAACGUGGAGCUCAGAACCAACUCCACCAAAUUGGACCCUAAGAGACUAGGCCCAUUUGAAGUCCUAGAGCAAAUAUCCAGCCACGCGUACCGCCUGAAACUUCCGGAAACCUUGAAAAUCCACAACGUAUUCUACGUAGGGCUGCUAUCCAGAGUUCAUGAGUCGCCCAGUCAACCCUUCCCGGAACGACCCCCUCCAGAAACAAUUGAAGGGGAAGAAGAAUAUGAGGUGGAGCAGAUCAUUGACUCCAAAAGGCAACGAGGGAAAUGGUUCUACUUGAUCAAGUGGAAAGGCUAUGGACCAGAAGAUAACUUGUGGGAACCGGAAGAACUCCUGGAACACAGCCAAGAGGAAAUUCAACGCUUCAACAAGUCACGACUGAAAAAGGCUCGUGACUCCGCCAAGAGCCUUUAA